AUGACUCUACUUCAGUCAAAAACCGACUGCUACCAUGUAAUUGAAGAGCUUGGUAGAGGGACGUUUGGAAAAGUACUGAAAGCUCGGAAAAAGGGAACUGGCCAACUGGUGGCCAUUAAGGUGAUCAAGAAUGAUCAGAAGAGGAGCAACGUCAUCAAGAAUGAGAUCAAGCUACUUAAUGUGAUCAGGCAGGUCGAUCUAGAUGCAUCCCAUCUUGUUUGCUUCUAUGAACAUUUUCGUGUCCAGGAUACAUUUUGCUUGGUUUUUGAGCUUUUACACAAGAACUUGUAUGAAUAUCAGAAAGAGAUCAGAUUUGCUCCGAUUCCCCUAAGACACAUAAGGACCAUCACCGCUCAAGUCUUAGAAGCCCUUUCCAAAUUAAAAGAGCUCUCUAUUAUCCACUCAGACCUAAAGCCAGAGAACAUAGUUCUGGUUGAUCAAGUAAGAUAUCCAUUUAGAGUAAAAAUCAUUGAUUUUGGUUCAGCAAGCAUUUUGAGUGAUGUGAAACAUGUGAAGGAACCAUACAUACAAUCACGUUUCUAUAGAGCUCCAGAAAUUCUUCUUGGUCUGCCUUUCUGUGAGAAGUUGGAUAUGUGGUCUCUUGGUUGCAUUAUCGCUGAGCUUCACUUUGGUUAUCCUCUUUUUCCUGGAAACAGCGAGUAUGACCAGAUCAAAUACAUCUGCGAGACACAAGGGUUGCCGGACAACUAUUUGCUGAAUGCGGCUAGUAAAGCCCUCUUCUUCUUCAAGUACACGGUGGACAACCAAAGAAAAAUCAGAUGGAGGAUGAAAACGGAAGAAUACCAACUGGCACCCAAAGUGAAACCUGUGGAAAGAAGGAAAUAUAUCUUGAAAUCUCUCGACCAAAUAGAGCUAUUGUAUGAAACUAAUUCCUAUUACCCAGAGCUAGAAGUCCUGGCCGAACGUUAUGACCUGAGGAACAUGGUAGAGCUUAUGAAGAGAAUGCUGACCUGGGACUCCAACAAGAGGAUAAACCCUAACACGGCUCUUAGGCAUCCAUUUAUUUCUCUCCAGCAUUUGAAGGUACACUAUAGGAACUCAAGAUAUUACCAGCUGUCGAGGCAGUGCCAAUAUGAUGCCACAGACCAUCUUGGUCUUUGGUCUCUCAACUAUUACCAAGGUCUGAUAAAUGACAUUACUGGUGGAGAGGUCGAAAAGAUGACAGAGCAGAUGAACGAGCUCCACAUUGAAAAGGCUGCUGAAGAAGCUCACUUGAAGAUGACAGAUGAAGCAGGCCAUGCAGACAUACAGCUAUGUGAUUUAUCAUGUUUCGCUGAACCCCUUCCCCCAGAUUCAAGAAGGGAGAUUGUAGCAGAACAGUUGGAUAAUUAUUACACCUCAACAACGUCUAAGGCUCCUCAGUACUUAAAGUCAGCGGUGUGUUUUUCAAAUCUAGUUUUCAUUGGAAAGCAAACCCCAGAACCUGCAAUCACAUAUGAUAACAUCAACAUCUCCAUCGCCAACACUCUUCAUUUAUCUCCAUGCAAUUCAAACGUAGAAGCCCAUACUACUGCACGGAAACCAGAGGUGAGCACAACGUGA
Bufo gargarizans (Asiatic toad) is the source of this 1563-nucleotide messenger RNA. It is a transcript of the gene HIPK4, whose product is annotated as homeodomain interacting protein kinase 4. The transcript has a single exon. Gene Ontology annotation, molecular function: protein serine/threonine kinase activity; protein tyrosine kinase activity; ATP binding. The coding region runs from base 1 to 1563 and encodes 520 amino acids. The record is from RefSeq and is a predicted model, not a curated record. Gene Ontology annotation, biological process: peptidyl-serine phosphorylation; peptidyl-threonine phosphorylation. Gene Ontology annotation, cellular component: cytoplasm; nucleus. NCBI's taxonomy places the organism in Eukaryota, Metazoa, Chordata, Amphibia, Anura, Bufonidae.